UGCGGGCUUGCUGACGGAGCACAGCCGGAAGUUCUGGGCGCCUGGCAACGGAUACGUGUUGGACUGGAGAGCUGCAACCUCUGGACCCGCUGCCAGCAGGGCCCAGCGGGGCGCAGAGCUCCCCAGCAUCGCCGGGCUGCCUGCCUCCGAGCAUGUUCGCCUUGAGAGCGGCGCUGGAGCAAGCGCGCGGCCGCCCGGCCUGCACCGCCCAACACCCUUCCUGGUCCGGGGGCUCUGCUCAGAGCGUCGCUGGCUACCCCGUUGCCCGCUGCCCCCGCUGCCGGAGGCUGAGACCUGGGCACCACUGUCCCCGGCCUGGCGGGCGAAGAAGCCCCUGCCCUCCAUUGCGGAGCUGCGGGGACACAUCUCACUUUCAUCAUUGCUGUUGAAAGAAGGAAAAAUGCCUGUGCUAUCUCCUGAAAUCAAAGUCGAGACUUCCAGUGUCACCAAAAAUUCCCUUGACAAUUAUUUUCUUUUUGAGAGUAGUUGGAGGAAAGCAGUUUUAGAAACACAGAAGUUGAGAAAUGAAUACACCAGAACAUUUGGUCUAGAAGAACUCAAAGAACAUGUCAAAAUGCCAUAUUUGCCAGGAUUGCAAAGUUGCCAAAAAAGUAUGAGUUCAUCUCCACCAGAGUUUCGUAGCAGACGGCUGCGUGCUGAUACCCAGAUGCCUCCAGUCAGCCAUUCUGAUGAGAACAUGUUGAGUUGCCUGCAAGUAUUUUAUCCUCCUCUGCAUAUUGCCCCCCGCUCUGUGAAGGAACGGUGUUGGCAAACCAGGAUAAAGAAGACUAAGGAGAUCUGUACUGCUAUACCACUUCAAGAGAGCGAGAAAGGUUUUGGAUUCAGCAAUCCUCUCAUUGGAGCAUCAUCUCAAUACUUACAGAGACUUUCCAAAAUGGCACUAUUAGAAUAUGAUACCAUUUGUCACGAAACAACCAGAAAGUCAAAAAAGGGUAGGAAACGAGAGCUGCGAGACUGCUGGUAACUCAUGCUGUGUGAUCCUUUCUUCACUGGCUUUUAAGGCUUAUACUUUCUUCCUUUCUUUUUCUUUCUUUGGGUACCUGAUAUGAUAUGGAAUGAUACCUGGAAUAAUAGAAAUGUAAAUAGGAAAUAAAUAUUUUAUGUUACAUACAGAAUAAUUUGUUUUGUUAGCAUUACAAAUAAGCAUUUAAGUUAUCAUUUAUGUAGACAUAAACAUAAGAAAAAUUAUAUUUCAUUAAUUUUGUGCAUGUUAAUUAUAUUUUUUUGACUCAACUUGAAGAAUGUUUUUUGAGUGCCCGCUCGUACAAUGACCUUCCCUGGGAGCCACAGAAGAUUUAAAAAAAGAGUUAGCUCUUCUCAUUGGGGAUAGAAAAUGGCCAAUUGAAACCCCUCCUCUUCCCCGCUUGAGUUUGAAAUAGGUGUGAUGUAAGUAUUCAAGCAAAUGAAGAUGAAAAUAUUAGCUCUGCUUUCUGAUAGAACCUGGAACGAAAACCCUGGCUUAGAUGUGUGGCCACCUCCUGACAGUGAACUUCAGAACUGGGCCAGUGCACAAACCCAGGCAGUGAUGACAAGCUCAGGCUUACCUGCUGAGUCAGGGCUUCCAUGGCCAAGCAGACAAGAUUCUCCACUGUGUAGACAGGCAGAUCCCUGAGGGGUAAGGGGAUGGGGAGACACCUACUCCUUUUCUGUAAAGAGGAGGAAAGUCAAGCUCAGGAGUACUCUGCUUCUCUAUAAAGCCUGAGGGGUGGGGGAGAAGUGUGUGUCAGUGCACCUAUCUGAGGAACCAGGAGAAAUCCAGGCCACCUGAGGCUGUGAUCCAGGGAGAGUGGGAUCCAUGCCACAGGAGAGGCACAGAGUGUCACAGAGGUUCCAGAACAGGGCGGGUAGCAUCCACUGGGAAAGCUUCAUGGAAGAUACGGUGUUUGAAAUGAAACUUAAAGGCAGGAAAGAUGGAGGAAGAGGGCAUUUCUAGAAAGAUGAAAUAACAUAGCUGAAGUACCCUGUGCAUUUGGGAGUGACUAACAUGGUUGGAACACUGGGUAGUAGAGGGUGAGUGGCAGAAGUCACAUGCCUACAGGCACCAAGCCAAGGACCACAUUAGUGACUCAGUGAGAUGAAGGCUGCAGGGACCUAGGGCACUCACCAGUCAGCCUCAGCCCUCCAUGCCACCUGUGAAUGAAGGCCAGCAUUGCCAGAUAUUCCAACUUUGUAUGAGAAGCUAGACUCCAGAUUUGUAUGUGAAAACUUUCAAUGUGUAAAUGUUAGCAACUAAUUUGAAAUAAGCAGCUAAUUCAAAAUUUAUAAAGCCAUUGUGUGGGCCAGAGAAAGUUGCAUGUGCAAGCUAGGGCUGGCUUUGAGGGGGCAUUCAUUUCUGCAACCUCGAGGAGGUAGGGCUUGAGAUAACCAGAUGAGAUCUGGUAGAGAGCCUUAGAUCAAAGCAUGAGUUUAUAUUUCCUCAUUUUCACAAUGGCAGAUUUUGAGAAUGAAAAUAGAUUAUUGCUUUUAUAAUUUAGGAUUCAUCCAGGUAUAGUUACUAGGCUAGAUUGUGAUGGGAGGAGCCCAAGGGCAGGGAAACCAGUGAGGAGAUGCUUAUAAAAAUUGAGGUAAGAAUCUCUGGUGGAAAGUUACAAACAGGACGUCAAGGGGAAUCACCUAAGAUCAACUGACUGGACGGACAUAGGUUAUCAAAACAGGAAGAGUCAAAACCAGCUCAUUUCUAGUUUUAGACCUAAGAUUCUCUUUUGCUAGUUUCAGGGAAUAACAAGAUGAAUUCAGCUUUGAGUAUAUUCAGUUUCAGGUGCCAUCAAGACAUCCACAGAGAUGCCAAACAGGUAGUUGAAAGCAGCCAUGUAGUUCUGGAAAAAAGGUAGUUGACUAGAGUUAGAACUUGGCAAAACAUAUGUAUUGCAAAAGCUGAGUUUUCCUGCUAAAAAUUUAGAGAGAAAGGAGAGCCCAGAUUCAGAAGGGAUGGGAGGAAACAGGAAGAAGAAAAAAAAGAAAGCAUUACAGAUACAGGAGAAUGGGCAUAUUUCAUGUUAUUUCAUGUUUUAUAUUACUAUAUAAAAUACACUAUUGAUAUGUAUAUGUAUGUAUGCAUUAUCACAAUGCAUUAUGUAGUUCCUCAGGGGUAACUACAUAAACUUACAUGGAGAUGCUUGUGCUUGGAUCUGAAUUUCGAUUGCAAAUGAUUUAAUUAUUACCUGUACCUUUAUAUCUUCUAGUCACCCAUUCCAAGUGUGGUUAAUGACUUAAGAAAUGGGAAACAGGAGAAAAAG
Molecule: messenger RNA, 3257 nt
Organism: Phyllostomus discolor (pale spear-nosed bat)
Lineage: Eukaryota; Metazoa; Chordata; Mammalia; Chiroptera; Phyllostomidae
Gene: C7H8orf89
Product: chromosome 7 C8orf89 homolog
Exons: 6
Coding region: 401-985 (194 amino acids)
Source: RefSeq, a predicted model, not a curated record